Aspergillus ochraceoroseus IBT 24754 is the source of this 2660-nucleotide messenger RNA. Its product is annotated as ubiquitin-specific protease UBP14. The record is from RefSeq and is a predicted model, not a curated record. Gene Ontology annotation, molecular function: cysteine-type deubiquitinase activity; zinc ion binding; protein binding. The coding region runs from base 207 to 2549 and encodes 780 amino acids. Lineage: Eukaryota; Fungi; Ascomycota; Eurotiomycetes; Eurotiales; Aspergillaceae. The transcript is spliced from 6 exons. Gene Ontology annotation, biological process: protein deubiquitination.
CCUAGGUAGCUCAUUACUAUAAGCAACCUACACGUCUCAAGACCGAAGGGGCCAUCAAGCAGCUUUCACUUAUCACUGACCUUUCUCCAGAACAGGAUUUGUUAUUCGGACAGUCGCUCAGCUAUCGAACUAGCUACUAAUUUGCAAAUCCUUGCCGGAGCUCCGUUCUGGAACCCUCGUAUUAUCCGUCUAUCAUUCAUUCUAACAUGGCGUCGUGUCCUCAUAUUCAUUCCCAAGACCUUCAACCGCCGUCCACUUCACAAGUUGUAUACCGUGAAGAUUGUACACAAUGCUUUGACUCAAUUGAUAGUGAGUCUGGUCUCAAUGUUUGCCUUUCCUGCUUCAAUGGUGGUUGUGCCGGGUCUGGGAAUCAUGCACAACUGCACUUUAAACGCUUCGGCCACCCACUAGCGCUUAACAUCAGAAGAACUCGAAAAAAGGUACAGCGGGAUGAGCCUCCACAGAAGAUUUCGAAGCUGGCAAUUGCCGCGGAGACCGAUGACGACCGCUAUGACACAAGCACGCGCAUUAUCUGCUAUUCCUGCUAUCAGGAUAAUAUUGAUCCAGCAAGUGACAACAUUGCCUUUGUUAUUGAAGGUGUUAUGAAGGCUACAACCUUCUCGAAGAGGGAAGAAAUCAAGGCAUGGGAGCAGGAGUUCGUUCCUUGUGAUCAUACCCUGACUUUGAUUCAGCAGAAGCGGGAAACCGUUGAAUCGAAAGACCUGAGCCAGUGUUCAAUGUGUGAUUUAAAAGAAAAUCUGUGGCUUUGUUUGGAAUGCGGGAAUAUCGGUUGCGGACGCAGCCAGUUUGGGGGUAUCGGCGGCAAUUCACAUGCUCUUGCACAUUAUGAUUUAGCAUCUCAUGCCAUUGCGGUCAAGUUGGGCUCAAUAACCGCGGAUGGUUCAGCGGAUAUCUAUUGUUAUAAGUGCAACGAGGAGAGAACCGACCCUAAUCUGGCCACGCAUCUUGCUCAUUGGGGAAUUAAUCUAGCGGGCCGUGAGAAGACAGAGAAAAGCCUGAUGGAGAUGCAGGUUGAGCAGAAUUUAAAAUGGGAUUUUUCAAUGACCUCGGAAGACGGCCACGAACUCCCUCCUAUUUUUGGACCAGGGUUGACUGGUUUGUCCAAUCUGGGAAAUAGCUGCUACCUGUCAAGUGUUGUUCAGUGCCUCUUUGAUAUACCGGAUUUCCAACAGAGGUAUUAUCUUCCCGGCGAUGAACCACCAUUCUCCGAGUUUCCGGCUGCGGAUCUCGAAACACAGUUGCGAAAAUUGGCCGACGGCACCCUCUCUGGCCGCUACUCUCGGCCUGACGAGAACGCUGUAGCCGCCACGGAUAAAACAAGGGUUCCGCAUCAAAAGGGCUUAGCGCCGGCGAUGUUCAAGUACCUCAUCGGCCGUGAUCAUGCGGAAUUUUCAACAAUGAGGCAACAGGAUGCGUUUGAGUUCCUACUACAUGUCUUCAAGCAUAUCAACCUGUCUAGGCAUGCAGCGGGAGCGACUAAUCCAGUGGAGUCUUUCAGAUUCUGUAUGGAGCAGCGCCUCCAAUGCCUACAGUGUAAAAAGGUUCGCUAUAAGACCGAUGAGCAAGAUAAUAUCUCGAUGCCUGUUCCUGCCCACCGACUAGCAGGAUCGAGCGGGCUUAGCCCUCUGGGCCCGUUUGCACCGGUAACUCUUUUUGACUGCCUGGAUGCGUUUACGGCCGAGGAAACAGUUGACCUUCGUUGCCCCUCCUGCGAUAGCCAGGAAAAGUUCUCAAAGCGAUCCUCUUUCAAAACGCUACCUGCACAUCUGGUAGUGAAUGCUCGCCGGUUCGAGUUGAUCAACUGGGUACCCACCAAACUAGAUAUUCCUGUGGAGGUGAACGACGAUCCUCUUGAUCUGAGUCAAUAUCUUUCUCCCACUCCCAGCGGGCAGGAGGAGCUGCUCCCCGAGGACAAGUCUUCCGAGAGCGCCUGGGAGGCUAAUCAGGAGAUCUUGAAUCAACUCCUUAGCAUGGGUUUUCCUCAAGUAAGGUGUGAAAAGGCUCUUUGUUUCACGGGAAACUCGGAUGCUGAGGCAGCGAUGAACUGGCUUUUAUCUCACAUGGAUGACCCUGAUAUUGAUGAACCCAUCAAUGUAAAGCAACGCACUGGGACUGCUAGUAAUUUGCCGCAAGACCCAGCGAAAUUGAUCCAGAUGUCCGAGAUGGGUAUCGAUGAGCCCCGGGCAAGGAGAGCAUUGGCCGCGACGGAUGGUGAUGUCAGCCGGGCUAUUGAUUGGGUUUUUAGCCAUCCAGAUGAUGUAGAUGUGAGUACCGAAGAGCAGCAGCCAGGUGGGGAUGGACAAAUUCCUGGAGCCGAUGAUACUCCCGCAAGAUAUCAAUUAAGGUCAAUUAUUUGCCAUAAAGGCGCUUCAGUACAUGCUGGGCAUUAUGUUGCAUUUGUGCGAAAGGAGAUUCCUGGGAAACCGGGUCUAUCGUGGGUGAUGUUCAAUGAUGAAAAGGUUGUCGAAGUUAAUGAUAUACAUGAGAUGAAAAAAUUCGCCUAUUUGUAUUUUUUCUCACGGGUGUGAAUGGGCAUGUUUUACAGUCAUCGCCAUGUGUGCCUAGCCAUAUGAAAAGGCAAUAGAUCAAUAGCUAAACUAAUAUAUCGAAAAUAGCUAAUUAACUCUUGUGUUGAAAAG